GCGCAUGCGCUGGAACCAUUGCGGUUUCGACUGGGUUGGAGAAGAACAAUCAAGAAACUGAACCAGUAGCGCAUAGCCUGGUCAUAAUGUCGGACACGGCCCCAGCAGAGAAUAAUCCGAGCAGCAAGGAAGCCCCCAAGUAUCGCCAUGAGUGGUAUCAGACCGCCUCUGACGUGUGUGUCAAUGUCAUGACUAAAGGGCUCAAGAAAGAGCAAGUACAAGUGGAAUUCACUGAAAGGACUUUGCGUGUAGCCAUUGAGUUGGUUAGAGAAAGUCCGUAUGCUCUUGAUCUACAUCUGGCUCACUCCAUUGACUGCGGCAAAUGCAGUUUUAAAGUUUUAAGCACCAAGGUAGAGAUAAAGCUUCGGAAGGUGAAGUUCCAACAGUGGUGCAGCCUCGAGGAGACAGAUGCCACUACAAAGACUAAGAUGAUACCCUCAAUGCCAUCCAAGUACCCCACCUCGUCCCACCAUUCUCGUGACUGGGGCAAGCUCGUGGCAGAGGUUGAGAAGGAGGAAAAGGAAGAUGAGAUAAAGAAAGCAGAGAUGGCUGAAUCUACAACACCGAAUACUGCUAGUUCCCCACAGGUGAUGGAGGAGGAUGGACUCACUGACACGGAAAGGGUAUGA
Molecule: messenger RNA, 629 nt
Organism: Halichondria panicea
Lineage: Eukaryota; Metazoa; Porifera; Demospongiae; Suberitida; Halichondriidae
Product: protein SGT1 homolog
Exons: 4
Coding region: 87-629 (180 amino acids)
Molecular function (GO): protein-folding chaperone binding
Source: RefSeq, a predicted model, not a curated record